This is a messenger RNA of Porites lobata, 5472 nucleotides long. The record is from the annotation of a GenBank genome assembly. NCBI's taxonomy places the organism in Eukaryota, Metazoa, Cnidaria, Anthozoa, Scleractinia, Poritidae.
CCAUAUUUGCAUUCAGUUGUUCUUUGGUGAAGAAAAAUAACAUGGCGAAUUUGGCUUCAAGCCCCGUUCGAGAGGCUAAUGAUGAAUGCUAUAUGCGAAAGUUAGAGACCAUCAGAGACAUCAGGUAGAGAAGUAUUCGAAGAGUUAUAUACUGCAAAAUCCAACGCGCAUUUUUAUGUUUCUUAUCAAGCUUUUGACGAGCUUCUAUGAAAUGCAUGCUUAACAAAAAGGCUUUUCAAACAUUGUGUAUAAUUUAGGUUUUCAACGCCCUAAAUUGUUAUUCCCUCAGUUCCUACCUACAGUGAAAUUCAAUGAGAGCAAAUUCUCUGAGAAGUUUUCCUUUGAACAAAACCAUUUCCUACUGCUUGAAAAAUGGACUGUUUUAACACCUUUAAUCUAAUUUAAGCUUUAGCUGUAAAAAGGCGAUGAAUAUGUAUGCAUGGUUGUACUUUUUAUGCAAAAGGUUUACGUGGAAAAUGCAUCUUUCAGCAGGAUCAAUUGCAAUUCAAAACCAUUUUUACUCAACAAAGCACGCUCUUGCUAUGAUAUGAGCUUGUUGUUUUUUGUUAUUUCCGAGCAAGCUUAAAAAGCUAGUUUAUUGGCCGCAUCAUAGGCCUUUCUGUCCCUUAGACUGUUUUUGUGUACAGUGUGAAGUAGUUUUAUUCUUGUGUUACGACCUUUUAAAUUAAAAGGUAAGACAAAUCUUCUUUUCCCUUGCAACUAUUAGUGGCCAAGCCCAAAUUCAAUUCAAGAAACGUUGGGAAUUAUUAUAUUUUGUUUCACAAAAUACCAAAAAAAUAAUAAUGCUCAUUUAGCCUACUGGUAAACAUUUUGUGCAAGUACUGCUGAAGAGGUUUCCUUUCAAUAGAUUGUGCGCCCGCCCAAAAGCUAGCAGUUCAAAGUUCAAAAUUAUACAGUCAUAGCAAAAGGUUCAUUUGAUUGCUAAAAGUCUUCUUUUUUUUAUAAAACACACAGGCUAAUCUUAUUCAUUUAGUUCAUACCAUGAUUUAGCUUUAACAUUGACCGAGUUAAUGUCUAAAUAUGAUUAAGUUUUGUUACCUUAAAUAAGAAGAUUUCUUGGUUUUCACCUAGUUUAGCAAUAUAUAUAAGUUAUUUCAUAGCCAUAUUAAACAAAAUAAAAUGUGAAGCAAUAUAUGUCUUUAAAGAAAAGCAAUUACCAAUGGUUAGGAAGUGCAGGCAAACGUGUGCUGGAGAACGCCUUUCAUAAUAAGUGAAUAGUGAUUGCAUCAUCACGUGAAUAAGAAGACCCCUUUAGUUUUAGGAAGAAAUCCUAAUGGAAUCAUGAAUGUGGAAACAAUUUAAGCAAGGUUCAUAUUGAAUUUGUUUUAUUCACGUGGCCUACAGAUACAAUUAGCCUGUGAAGGGCAAGAAGCGAGGAUCAGAGGGAGAGACAAUAUUGUGUUUAAGAUACACUGAAGCCAUUAAUUUCUGACAACACUUAACGUGACAUGUACAGUCAUGACUACAAAGUCCUAUUAUUCAAUCUGUUCAGUUGUCCUAAAUUUCAAGAAUUAUUUUCCUCAAUAAGGUCAUUUGAGGAGUUCAUUCAACCUUAAUCUCUUGGUGGGGUGGGAUAGUGAUGUUUAAUAGCUUGAUCAAAUUUCAUUUCAUUUGAAUGCCUACAUGAAUACACUAAAAACUUUCCCUUGAAAGUACAUGUGGACUAGAGAUAUCCAUUAACAUUUGAUUGACAUUUUAUCAUUUCUUAGCUAAUAAUAAACUCCCACAGGUCAGGUAGACAGACUAUUCGAAAUACUCAGGAUUAAAGGGCAUGUGAGAUUUCAGUUUGACUUGCUCCCAAUCUUCUAAUGGCUUCACCACCAAAAAAUGACUUGACAGCUCUGCAUGCACCCAUUUAUCCCGCCAUUCGCUGCCAAAUUCUCAUCUGUCAUUUGGUUUUGUACAGUUUGUAGAAAUGGAACUUUGUGUUAGUUCAUUUUCCCUUUUUUAAAAUUAUUUUUACUUUGCCCUUUUUUUGUUUCAGGGUUAAGACAUCCCAGUUAGAGAAACUUAAAUCUCAGCUCAUUCAAAAGUUGGACAGUGCUGACAAGGAGAGUAAACUGUUGAAGGAUUACAAAGCAGAAAUGGAAGCUUUGCUGCAUGAGAAAAUGGCACAUGUUGAGGAGCUAAGGCUUAUACAUGCUGAUAUCAAUCUUGUAAGUCAACCUGAAAGUCUUUCUUUUUUCUUUGAAAUCUACACUUUUGUAACUUUAACCCAUUCACCCCCUGAAAAGUUUGCCGAAAAACUCGUUUUGAAGGUAGUCGAGCGGUUUUCUGGUCACUGUCGUGCUAUAAAAUAAUAAAGAGCUAAAACUUACUAUAAAGCCAUUUACAGGUCAUUCACCUUGCGGCCUUCUGAUCCAGAUGCAAAAUAUUAGCGUGCAAAUUUCAGGCAUGUGCAGAAAGCAAAAUUCAGAGAUAGUUUUUGGGUAUAAAAGUGACUCAGCAGUCUUGACUUUUACUUUUCACUUUCUCUCCUCCCCUCUUUUUUCUCUUUUAUUGCCUCCUUUUUUUUUCUUUUGCUGGGCAUUUAGGCUUCAUUUUGGUGGGAAACGUUUUCAGGAAAUCUUUUAGGAUCUUAGGAUUAGAUAAAAGGAAAGGUAGGUGGGUAUACUGGAACAACAUUUUCAUGGAAAUUUUCAGUUCAAUGUUACAUGGUUGUUUUACAUUAUUUUUUCUCCGGUGUCCUUGACUGAAUUAUGCGUAUUCUGGUAUGGUUUGAAAGAUAGCUUCACUCUGCACAAGUUAGUGGGGCGAAUUGGUUAAAGUGACUUCAAUCUAUAAAAAUGUAGUAUUAGAUGUUCCUGUUGCACUUGCUUUCUCCCAUAAAAUGCCUUCUUCUGUUAUUUUGAUCAAUAUCUUUGGUAAACCUGACUGUGUAAUUUUACAGGGAAGGGCCAUGGCAAAUUAACCUGAAACACUAGGAGUGCAGGAGGGGGAUACUAUGGGUCAAUUUUUUUGUGGAUACAUGUGUCGCUGGCCUCUCAAAAACCCUACCCCAGUCCUUUCUGUUUUGAAUUAUACAUUCAGACCCCAUCUUAGGCACUUUUUGGGCAUUCAAAUUCAAUUUUCACAACUCCAACUUAGUUACUUUCUGUCACUUUUUAAACUGUGUAUCUUCCCAUUUUUAAAUCCCUCCUAAUUAGAAUUUUCUUAUUCCUCCCCCUCCUGCCUACUCCCCAAAAUCCUGAAAAUGUGCAUACCCAAUUUUCAUUUUUUUCACGUGUUGUGAAAAUGCAUCCCCUCCUGCAGCACAUCCUUAUUAAUUAGCCUAUCACGACGAAGUAACCCCCCCAUUGCUUGGAGCCAGUUGCAAAAAACCUAACAUCAGAGUUUCAUUUUUAUGUAAAUACUGAUAUUGGGCAUUUAAAUAAGGGUCUGACUAAUGAUUACAUUCAUAAUGUAAGGCCUUGCUCAAACGUCAAUCUUUUCAUGUUCCGAAUACCUAUUUUGGUCGACCCAAGUGAUACAAGUUCAACAGUUGAUUCAGAUGUCGCUCCUAAAUAGUUGGGCUCAAUUCAUUUUCACGACGUUCAGUGAUCUAAACUGCUUUAUACAAAUAAAAAUAAAUUUUUAAUAGUAAUUUAUGCAUUAGGUUUGGCACAUGAGAAGUUCAAUGUAUCAACCAAAGUUGCUUCAUAGUCGUAAUUCCCAUGUGGGCCACUCAAUCUUAAUUCAUGGGUAAACCCAAAUUAAACUUAAAUCAAUUAUUUACUGAAAUGUCGAUCUUUUCACAUACUUAAUUAAAAGGAGUUGGCUCGGCACAUGAAAAGUUUCACGCCUGAACUGGGCCUAUCUGGCCCUGAAGCUGACAGUGGCACCAAGGCCAGCAGAAGGUUUCAUCUGGUAUCACAGUCAGGACAGGUGUAUGGCUGUGUAAAAAAUGUCAAAUUUUUUUAACUCUGAACAUUUCAUACUGAAUUUUCCUUUCAGAUGGAAAACACUAUCAAACAGUCUGAAGCAGAGAGGGAGAGAGGAUUGGAAACAUUGAGAAGGCUGCAUGAUGAGUACAAACCUCUGAAGAGAGACAUUGAUAAAAUGAGAGAGUCUCUAGGCCUUGAUAAAACCGCUAGUCUUGAUGAGGAAAGCAGCCUCACAGAGUAAGCUAUUCACAACUACAAACAAGCAAAUUCCGUUAAUUUAUUUUUUCUUUUUGUUCUUGUCUUUCAAAAUCCUUCUGCAUGUUUGCACACCCCUCUGAUAUGUUGUUGCAGUUGUCAACUUGUCUACUAGCAGGUUGAGAAGAGGGGGACGGCUGUACACUUCCUACUUUUUUACCAAUUUUGUUUGUCAUUCACCCUUUAGUUAGAGAAGUAAUGUACUUUCCAUUAUGUCACCGGCAAAUUUGAUAGAAUUAUAUACCUACUGUGGCCUAUUCUGCUAUUGUUUUAGUUCCUCUAAAGGUUACCCCCAACUACCCAUUCCAAAGCAAGGCAAAUUGCUGGUAGUAAAUUAAUUAAGAGAGAUAUGGGAGUUUUCAUAUCCCAUUCAGUGUGGACUGAUACUUUUUUCAAGUGCAGCUCUACUGUUAGCUUGUCCAUAAAGAACUUCAAUUCUGUGCAUUCCUUCAAACAAGCAUUUACAUGUAUCACCAUUUCUUUCCUCAGGUUUCUUGAACGUGUUCCUCCUGCAUGGAAAGCAGAGCCACAGGAGCCACCUCCUCCUCCAGUCGCCUCGCAGUUGGCUGCAGCAGCAGCGGCAGCUCAGCAGCUUGUCAACAAGCGGGGACCUCCAGGAGAGAGGCACUUCCGGCAACAACAGCCACCACCCAUGAAGGCAUGCCUGUCCUGUCACCAGCAGAUUCACAGGAACGCCCCCAUUUGCCCACUGUGCAAAGCAAAGAGUCGCUCACGGCACCCAAAGAAGACGAAGAGAAAGCAUGAAGACUAAAACUCUUGAUUGGAGGUCAUGCAUGGACUGAAUACAUGGGGGCUCUCUCAUCUAAUGAGAUUGUAAUAAGUAAAUUAAUAUUACUUACUUAAUCAAUGUCUGGAAUUCCUUUCAUGGGUUUCUUAGUUCCAGAUAUCACAUUAGCUGACCACUUAAUCAAGAAAAAUGGCUACUGAGAGAAAAUGCAUACCACACAUUGAUAUUAAGUGAGUAGUCUUUAUUUGUUUAUUAUAAUUUCAUCGGAUCGUGGGGUGUGAGAGCUCUCUGUGCUGAAGUGUCAUUAACGUCUGCAAUUUAACUUCGUCUUUGCGCUGUUCCAGACUCUAGUAAAUCUAUACUGUAUAGGCCAAAAAAACAAAAAACUAUUUCCCAAUAACUAUUUAUGCUAGGUGAAAGGUACAACUGUGAAUCCUACGAAAUAUAGUGUUUUAUUUAAAAAGAAAAGAAUAAUGGCUCGUGUAUCUCCCUGUUAGUGCUGCUUUAGACAUUCAUUUUGUGUAACAGAACCGUAAAAAUAUAAAAUACCGGUAAUAUGUAUUCCUGUACUACAUUCGAAAGAGG